Molecule: messenger RNA, 993 nt
Organism: Mycena indigotica
Lineage: Eukaryota; Fungi; Basidiomycota; Agaricomycetes; Agaricales; Mycenaceae
Product: Glycoside hydrolase
Exons: 3
Coding region: 1-993 (330 amino acids)
Molecular function (GO): oxidoreductase activity
Source: RefSeq, a predicted model, not a curated record
AUGGUUAAACAACGAGUCCUUCUCCUCGGCGCGACAGGAGCAACGGGGCGGUCAAUUCUGAAUGCUUUGCUGGCGGAUUCGCAGCAUUUUACGGUAUCUAUCCUCGUCCGGCCUUCCUCCAUCGACAAGCCCGAUGUCCAAGCCCUCCGCCAACGGGACAUCCCCAUCCGCGUGGCCGCUAUCGAGGAAACCACCGACGGGGCACCAGACGCUACACUCGUUGAAGCCCUGAAAGACAUCGACGUGCUCAUCAGCACGAUCGCCGCGCUGCACGUGAAAUCACAGGUCCCGCUCGCCCGGGCCGCGAAAGCCGCGGGCGUGCGCCGUUUCGUGCCGUCGGCCUUCGCUUCGGUUUACCCCGGCGGUGCCGGCCUUAUGACGCUCGGCGAUGAAAAAGAGGCGGUGUACGCGCAGAUCCGGGCGCUGCGCCUGCCAUACACGCUCAUCGACGUGGGCUUCUGGUACCAGGUGUCGACUCCGCCGGUGCCGUCGGGCCGGACCGACUAUGCCUCGGUGGUUCGGCCGAAUGAGAUCCACGCAGGCGGCGAUCAGUCGUUGAUCCUCAUCGAUCUGCGUGACGUCGGCCGAUUCGUGGCGAGAAUCAUACCAGACGAGCGCACGCUCAACCGCAGCGUGGUCGCAUACGGGGAGGUGUUGUCGGAGCACGAGAUAUUCGCGAUCGUGGAGGAGAUCGCGGAGGAAAAAGUGGAGCGCAAACAGGUCUCCGCUGCCGACAUCGCGGCGUCACUUAUCGAGCACAAGGCCGCAUAUGUCGCAGACCCGACGAACAUCAUGGCACGGUAUGCGCUCUUCAUAGACCAGUACAGCCACAGCAAGUACGUGCGCGGGGACAACACCCCCGAGAACGCGAAAUAUCUGGGGUUCCUGAACGCGCGCGAGCUGUACCCGGACGUCAAACCGAUUCAGUUCCGGGAGUUUGUGCAAGACUUGUUAGAUGGGAAGAUAGAGCGUCCGUAUGAUUGGUCAAUGUAG